Paecilomyces variotii is the source of this 866-nucleotide messenger RNA. RefSeq lists its product as hypothetical. The transcript has 2 exons. Lineage: Eukaryota; Fungi; Ascomycota; Eurotiomycetes; Eurotiales; Thermoascaceae. The record is from RefSeq and is a predicted model, not a curated record. The coding region runs from base 392 to 829 and encodes 145 amino acids.
UGCCGUACUCAUAGCACCACUCACUCAUAACGACUCGGUAAAGAGAGCGCUCGUGUCUCCAUUGCUACCCGAAUAACGGUUUGGAGUCAAACUUGCGUUACAUAUUUCUCAAAUAUACCGUGACUUACACGCGCUUGGCGUCAUUUGUUUUCCACCAUUCCCUCCACGCACUGCUCCGAUCUUGAUAAGGUACAAGUUACAUUUCGAUUCCUUGGUGCUAUCAAACAGUCAGCAAAGCUGCACUCAUUGGCAUACACCUCUCCUAUUCGGCAACCAGCAGUGAUUAGAGGACCUGCGAUUGGUCCUCAUGGAAGAAUCACGAUGGUAGCACUACUACCGGCUACAGACAUAAAUCAAUUUGUCCAAACCCUCAGGCUGGGUGUCGCGGGUGAUGUCUUCCAUACUUUAUAGAUUGGUUUCAGGGCAGACAGGACUCGAGUCUCUCUUUUUUUCUUUUUUUCUUUUUUUCUUUUUUUCUUUUUUUUGGACAAGGAUAUCAUCUCACGUAUCUUCUUUGAUAGUUAGAACCGGAUGCAUUCAUAUCUCGUUUCCCGCUUACUUAUGCAAUUUAUACAAUCUUCAUCAUUUCCUUGUUCCUUCUUUCCCAGCUUCGGGCCCCUCCGUAGAAUUCCAGUCCCUCAUAGAUCGCAACUUCCGUUGGCGAAACCAGACAAGACAAGACAAGACGGAAAUGACCGAACAAAAUCGAGAGUCUACCCAAAGACACCAACAACAGAAAGUUACACUCGUUUCCUCAUUGAUAUCCGCAUUAUCUAGAGCAUCAUCAUAUCAUCAGUAUCAAUAUCAGAAUCAGAAUCAGAGAUUAUAACCAAAGAAGAAAAAGAAGGAACAGGGAAGCCGAAAAU